Molecule: messenger RNA, 201 nt
Organism: Diaporthe amygdali
Lineage: Eukaryota; Fungi; Ascomycota; Sordariomycetes; Diaporthales; Diaporthaceae
Exons: 2
Coding region: 1-201 (66 amino acids)
Source: RefSeq, a predicted model, not a curated record
AUGGAGCUCGAUGUGCAUGUCUUGAAUGGAAUGUGGAAUGACAGGGACAACGAUGAUGAUGAUGAUGAUGAUGGCCGAUGGAGAUUGUUUGACCUCGACCUUGACCUCGACCUCGACCUCGACUGCGACCCUGUCCUUGUCCUUAUCCGCGUGCUCGCCUCGUCAAACGGCCUUUCUCCCUCCGCGGCUCACCACCAGUGA